Messenger RNA from Alternaria viburni, 927 nucleotides. RefSeq lists its product as uncharacterized. NCBI's taxonomy places the organism in Eukaryota, Fungi, Ascomycota, Dothideomycetes, Pleosporales, Pleosporaceae. The record is from RefSeq and is a predicted model, not a curated record. Bases 1 to 927 code for a protein of 308 amino acids. The transcript has a single exon.
AUGGACUCAGAUAAUCAGACCCAGCCAAGGGACGAUGACAGAGCGACAAGAGACGAGUCCUCCGCCACGGAUACCGACGUCCCAACCACCACGGAAGUGCCUCUAAAGUCACAGUUUGCUGGCUACAUCACGCUUGAGUAUCUCCAAAGCAUGUUUGUGCAGUUCACAAUAUGGGCACCCGUCAUCUACACCUUACUCCACUUCCGCGCCAAUUUCUUCACCAGCGAUGUCCUCUUGAGCGCUCUGGCUUCUGCACUAUUCCUGCCAAACAUGUUCAUCUGCAUCCUCGCCAUCACAAUCGAGUACCUGCAAAAAACCAUUGACGCACAGAAGAGAACUCUAAGAGAAAAUGCGGAUACGGCGAAGGCAUUACAAGACGAGAAGAAGGCUUUAUCGGAGGAGCUCUCUGGGUGCAUCCAAGCAAGAGAAGAAGCACAUAGCAGGCAUCGACAACGCAUCAACGAAGCCCGUCUCAGGCACUACACAUCUCUCCACAAGCACCAAAGCAGCACCAUCAGUUUCCUAGAACAUCUAUCCAGAACCCACACCAAGACCCCCAACUCUCCAGCGCUGAAUAUCCCGUUCGAUAAGGUCUACAUGAUGCGAUCAAGAACACAAACGCGACUGAACAUAGCGGAGAGUAUGGAGAAGAUCCUGUACUCGAAGACUUUACGCGCGUUGAGAGACGAGGGAGCUGAUGGCUUUAUCCGCGAGGCAGAGAGUGAUCUGGAGAAGGCGGCGGUGGUAGAUGGUUAUCUGAUGCAUUUGGAGGAUCUGGUGAAGAAUCCUGCUGCUCCUGCUAGGGUCGAUUCUGGGUUGGAAGUGAGGUUGAAUGGGCAUAGGGAGAGGCUGGAGAGGUAUUGUGAGGGGGAUUGGAGGGUUAGGAAUCAUUUGAGGAAGGUGGAUAAGGAUGAAGAGCAAGAGUAG